Messenger RNA from Bipolaris sorokiniana ND90Pr, 940 nucleotides. RefSeq lists its product as uncharacterized. Lineage: Eukaryota; Fungi; Ascomycota; Dothideomycetes; Pleosporales; Pleosporaceae. The coding region runs from base 308 to 724 and encodes 138 amino acids. The record is from RefSeq and is a predicted model, not a curated record. The transcript is spliced from 2 exons.
GUUAGUAUAGUGGAAAAGGUAGGCUAGACCUAGCAGCUUGCUCGCAUUCCGCCCUGCACCGCCCGUGCCCAACCAUCAAUGUAACGGGAAUCCACUAGCCAUGUAACGGGGAGGAGCGGAAGUCUACGCAGUAGUAGAGUGGAGGCAUCGUCAUGUCAAUUACUAUAAAUCACAUACAAGUCACUCGUCCAAAGUAUCAUCACCAGCACUCAGCUUCCAUCACUACAACAUCUAAUAAUCACUCUUCAACUCAACGCCUCAACUUUCCACCUUAAUCUAAUCACCAAACCCAUCCAAAACCAUCACCAUGAAGUUCUUCACUGCCGUCUCCGCUGCCGUUCUCGGCUUCUCCAGCAUGGCUUCCGCCAUCACUGUCAGCUACGAUACCGGCUACGAUGACGCCGGCCGCUCCAUGAACGUUGUCUCCUGCUCUGACGGAACCAACGGUCUGGCUGCUCGCUUCCCCACCCAGGGCAGGCUUCCUCGCUUCCCCCUCAUCGGUGGUUACCAAGGCAUUGCUGGCUGGAACAGCCCUCAGUGCGGUACCUGCUACGGUCUCACCUACAACGGCAGGACCAUCUACGUCCUUGCUAUGGACCACACUGGCGCCGGCUUCAACAUUGCCCAGGCUGCCAUGAACCAGCUCACCAACGGCCAGGCUGCUGCCCUCGGCCGCAUCGACGCUCAGUACCAGCAGGUUGCUGUCAGCAACUGCGGUCUUUAAAUCAUGACCGUUGUGCACCAUUACACAAAAAAUAGAAGAGGCGGAGAGAUGAGGGCGACGAUGAAUAUGCGAUAAUGUUUAUAUUGGCUUUAAAUACUUGGCAUAGCGCUUGCUUCAUACAGCAUGAAAUGGCGUUUACUGUAUAUACACACUCCUUGGUAACAUCAAAAUAGUAAUAUACUUACUCACAAAACAACUGGUUUGAUUUGCAAGGUG